UAUCUUCUGCCAUCUUGAGCAGAUCCCUGCUCAGAGAAUUUCCUGUGUUUACUAGUUAUCGAACCGUAGCACACGUGUUUCUGCGUUGGUUUGUGUCUAUGUUUUCGUUUCUCUGGAAAUGGUCUCGCAUCGUAUUUGCAAUGUACCGCGUCAGCCUGGCGUUUUACACAAUGGCUUGUCUGCUGGAUUACGUGAUCGUGAUGUCGCAUGGCAGUUCACCAGUCAGUCACAAUAUCAUGGCUUACAUGACAACCUGGACCUACUCACUCCUUGUAUUACACUUUAACAUGGCAGCCGUGAUAACACUGUUCUGUAUGUGGAAGGAGAAGCGAGGUACAAACAGAGUAAUCGACACGGUCAAACCCACCAGCAUUCGUCGACUGACCCUACCGAGUGGACUCUACGACCAAAAGUCAUUCAAUCCGGAUAUAUAUUUUCAUGGUAAGUCGGAACUGGAAGCAGGUUUUCAGGUGGAUAUGAAAGCGAAUUUCAGCGUGGAAGCUGAUCGAAGUACGUGGUACAUGAAGCUAUCAUGGCUUGUCUUUAGUGUUGUAUUCAACUGGGCCAUCAUCGUCACACUUAUAUUCUUCGGUGCUAUCUAUCCUGGAUUUAUACAGAAUGAACCGUGUCCAGUAAUAUCGUUUGAAGACAUCAACAUCCAUGCCCUGAACACGGUGUUUGUAAUACUUGAAGUAAUUCUAUGCGCCUACCCCGUCCGUCUUUACCAUGUUCUUUAUUCCAUUUUUUACGGUAUGAUAUACUUAGUGUUCAAUAUAUGUUAUUGGUCCUCGGACCGCGAAAAUAAUAUAAUUUAUCCAGGAAUUUUGGACUGGAACUAUCCCUGGACGUCAUUAGUAAUGGCGCUGCUGCUGGCGUUCGUUAUCACACCGUUUCUUCAACUUGUGCAUUUUGUCCUCUAUCAUAUACGUUGCUUUUUGUUUCGAAAGAUUUAUGGUCAUGAAUAUAUAUACAGAAGACGGCCUUCUGCCUUGAAAAAGACAAGUUCAACAGACACAAAUGGGAACACCAAAGAUUUUGGUGUUUUACCGAGAGACGAUUCAACAGCGCCUAUGAUUUCCACAAUUAUACCGAUGGCUACUGAGCAUUUAACUCCUAUAAAAAUAGCCCUACCAAUACAGACGCUUUACAUUCCAGAAAUUUCCAGGAUUUAAUAUUUAAUCCCUCACGCGUUGCAAAAAAAAAAAAUGCAAAUAUAAAAUAUUUGCAAUAUUUUGUUUCGUCACUUUAUGUUCUGAAUUCAAAUCCCUCCGAAAUAAACUUUGCUUUUCAUCCUUCCAGAAUCGAUGAAAUAAAAGCACCAGUGUAGUACUGGAAACUGACUUAACUAACUUUAUAUCCUUCCUACCAAAAUGUGUGGCCUUGAACCUAUCUUAGAAAUCACCAUCAUCACCAUCAUCACCAUCAUCAUCAUCAUCAUCAUCAUCAUCAUCAUCAUCAUCAUCAUCAUCAUCAUCAUCAUCAUCA
Molecule: messenger RNA, 1485 nt
Organism: Octopus sinensis (East Asian common octopus)
Lineage: Eukaryota; Metazoa; Mollusca; Cephalopoda; Octopoda; Octopodidae
Exons: 4
Cellular component (GO): membrane
Source: RefSeq, a predicted model, not a curated record